CUAGUUGUUCUGACUAUUGUCAAAUUUGUACAUGUUUUGUUUGGUUAGUGCACUGGCCCUUUAAGAGAAAGGCAUGGUCUGUGUGCGGACAGGGGAAGUGUAAAGACUCAGACAAUCGACUGAUUAAUGUGAUCUAUGCUGUGAAAGGCUGAUAAAAAGGCAUUCCCUUUUCACACCUGCCAUAUAAAGCAAAGUCUAAACCCACUCUGGCGUCAGUGACUUUUGUGUGGAGGUGUUUAACUCCUGGAUAGUAGAAAGUGGUUCUACGAGGCCAGUACAGUGAAAAGGGACACACUACACGACGAUGAAGACUGCAUUGUUACACGCUGUAUCCAGACCAGCACGACAGACGCAGUGACACCAAGUCAGCAUAAAUGCACAUUCAAUCAGCUUAAAGAUGGAGAAAGAAGGAUAUGAAGUAAGAUCCACAACGUCAAAGAAAUCUAGCCACUCUUCCACUGCAAGCGUAAUGUUAGCCGCCACUACUGCCCGUGCUAAAGCUGAAGCUGCCCAAAAAAGAGCUGAGUUUGCAAAGAAGGAAGUUGAAUUUAAAAUAGAAAGAGCCAAAUUAGAUGCAAAGCUUGAUGUUCUAGCAAAAGAAAGUGAAGCUGAGGCCGCAGCCGCUGAAGCAGCUGUCUUGGAGUCUGCUGUUGCAAAUUUUGACAUGAGUGAUGAGCACCUGAGCUUACCAAAGGAGACACAGAGUUCUCAUGAGCGAACUACAGACUAUGUCAAUAUGCAUCAGGCACGCAGUGAUUCAGUCAAAUCAAAGGACGUCAAAAUAGAAAAAGGCGAGUAUGCAAAUCGACCUAAGCCACCGGACAUGUCACCGGAUGAACUGCCCUCAGCACCAAAGGACUAUGGCUCCCUCAGACCCCCUGAUCAAAGACAUUACUCACCUGAAAGGCAAGGACAACAGUUACGCUCUGUUAACUAUCAGCAGCACCUCAGCCAUGUCUCACCAGGGUUUACACCGCCCUCUGCUGGACGUUUUCAGUACUACCCUCCAGAUCCAAAUUCCUCUAGGGACUCUAAUGAGCUUGCCAAAUAUUUAAUGAGAGGUCAGUUGUUAACCUCUGAACUCACCAAGUUUGAUGACAAGCCGGAGAACUAUCUAUCUUGGAAGUCAUCUUUCAUCAACGCCAUUGACACUCUAGAGCUUAGGGCGUCUGAACAAAUCGACCUCCUUGUGAAAUCACUUGGCCCAGAAUCUACCAAGCAUGCACAUCGCAUUAAAGCUGUAAACAUAACAAACCCAGCUGUGGCAUUAGAGCUAAUCUGGGAGAGGCUAGAAGAAAUCUAUGGGUCGCCAGAAGCCAUUGAAAGUGCUCUUUUCACCAAACUUGAUCAAUUUCCUAAAAUAGGGCCCAGAGACAAUCAAAAACUAAGAGAGCUGAGUGAUCUGUUGCAGGAAAUAAAUGCAGCAAAACAAGAAGGGUACUUGCAUGGACUCUCCUAUCUCGAUACAGCGCGAGGUGUCGCUCCCAUUGUGGAUAAGCUGCCAUAUGGGAUACAAGACAAGUGGAUGAUGGAAGGCUCACACUACAAGCAGCGGCACAAGGUGACCUUCCCUCCAUUCACGUUCUUCUUACAGUUCAUACAGACACAAGCAAAGGCACGCAACGAUCCAAGCUUCAAUCUGCUGUCAACCUGCAACUCUGGAGUUAAAAGGGACAAGCUUGGAGAUGGUUACAGCAACAACCGCAGGUCAGUUUCAGUGCAUAAAACCAACGUUACGGCCAUAUCUGAGGAAGGACCGGACAAAUGUUGUCCUGUGCACAACAAACCUCACGCCUUACAACAGUGCAGAAGUUUCAGAGAAAAGCCAAUUCAGGAACGAAAGGCAAUAUUAAAGCAACACAACAUCUGUUUCAAGUGCUGCGCUUCUAACAAACAUGUAGCUCGCGACUGUCAAGCAGAAAUCAAAUGCUCUGAAUGUAACAGUGAUAAGCACCCAACAGCUCUGCAUUCAGAUGUUCCUCGCUUUCCCAAAGCUCUUCAGCCCCCAGCAAGUCACGGCGGGGAGAAACAAGAGCUACAGGAGACUGCAGUUGUUUCAAGUUGCACUGAGGUAUGUGGGGAAGGAUUUUCUGGGAAAUCUUGCUCAAAAAUAUGCCUGGUUAACGUUUAUCCUGCCAACGAUCCUAGUAAACGCCAGAGAAUGUAUGUCAUGCUAGAUGACCAGAGUAACGUUUCACUAGCAUGCUCUGAGUUUUUUGACAUGUUCGAGGUUAAUGGUAAGACAGAGCCAUACACCCUCCAGACAUGCAGUGGCAUAGGUCUCACUUCUGGCAGAAGAGCCUCUGGGUAUAUGAUAGAGGCAAUCGAUAGCUCCCUCGCUAUUCAGCUGCCCAUGUUAAUCGAGUGCAACAUGAUUCCCAACAAAAGAGAGGAAAUUCCCACUCCCUCCGCGGCUUACGCACACAGUCACCUCAAAGGCAUAGCACACAAAAUACCACCCUUGGACAGUGGUGCAGACAUUUUGCUGUUGCUUGGAAGAGACAUUUUGAGAGUUCAUAAAGUGCGCAGUCAGAUCAAUGGUCCGCACAAUGCACCAUACGCACAGAGGCUGGACUUAGGCUGGGUGAUAAUAGGAGAUGUGUGCUUAGGCAAUACUCAUAAGCCUUCCCAAGUCUCCACCUUUAAGACUCACGUUCUAUCGGAUGGAAGACCAACUCAUUUUUCCCCGUGCGAAAGCCACUUUACUGUCAAGCCAGACACCAGUCUUUUAAAUCGACACUUAGUACUUGGUGGUUCAAACAUAAAGGACAGAACACAAAACAGAACUAUAGGAAACAAUGUUUUCUGCCAGACCAAGGAUGACAAUAAGCUUGCACCCUCCAUGGCAGAUCUGCAGUUCCUGAAUAUCAUGGACAAUGAGUGUUUCCAGGAUGAGUCACAAAGCUGGGUGGCUCCAUUGCCGUUCCGCCAGCCCAGAGCAUUGCUGCCUAACAAUCGCCGCUACGCACUCAGUCGCCUCAAGUCACUUGAACGAACUCUAGACAAAAACCCAGAAAUGAAAGCUCACCUGAUAGACUUUAUGCAGAAAAUGUUGGACAAUGGGCACGCGGAGCUCGCACCCCCAUUACAAGGGAACAAAGAGUGUUGGUACCUGCCCUAUUUCGGAGUAUACCAUCCUCAAAAGCCGUCACAAAUCCGAGUGGUAUUUGACUCCAGCGCGCAGUUUGAAGGUAUGUCGCUCAACACAGUGCUGUUAUCAGGACCCAAUCUGAACAACAGUCUAUUAGGCGUGCUAGUGAGAUUCAGGAAACAUCCAGUUGCAGUAACCGCAGAUAUCCAGCAGAUGUUCUAUUGCUUCCUGGUGCGCGAGGACUGCAGGGAUGUACUGAGGUUUGUCUGGCACAAAGACAAUGAUCCACAGAAAGAGCUCGUGGAUUACAGGAUGUGCGUGCAUGUAUUUGGAAACAGCCCCUCGCCUGCUGUAGCCACAUAUGGUUUGAGGAGGGCUGCGCAAAAAGGAGAAGCCAAAUACGGGUCAGAUGUUCGCCAUUUCAUUGAGCGUGAUUUUUAUGUUGAUGAUGCUUUAAAGUCUGUUCCCACCAAACAUGAUGCUAUCGACCUCCUGAAACGGACACAAGACAUGCUAGCAGACUCAAACCUUCGCCUCUUAAAAAUAGCAUCAAAUAAGGUUGAAGUGAUGGACGCAUUCUCACCUCAAGACCGAGCCAAGGAUCUCCAAAAUCUGGACCUGUUCAAGGAUGAACUCCCAGAUCAGCGCAGUCUUGGAGUAAAGUGGAAUAUAAUGGAGGACUAUUUCACUUUUCACAUUCCUCACGCUGAAAAGCCAUACACACGAAGAGGAGUCCUUUCAACUGUGAACAGUGUGUUUGACCCGCUCGGGUUUUUGGCCCCAGACACCGUUCGAGGACGUCUGCUUCUAAGAGAGUUGUCGCUACAGACAACAGAGUGGGACUCACCUCUCCCAGAGGAUCUGAAAGAUGCGUCCAUGAAGGCAAUAUGUGCAGUUUCAUACCUCAAGGUCACCACUGGGGAUGGCAAGACAGAGGUUGGGUUUGCCCUAGAGAGUCAACUACUCCAGAGCAAUGGCAUUUCGUUACGACCGACCAGAAUCCUGCUGACCACGGCUCACGAUCAGUUCCAGCUGCUGAGUUAG
Messenger RNA from Oreochromis niloticus (Nile tilapia), 4135 nucleotides. RefSeq lists its product as uncharacterized. The transcript has 4 exons. Lineage: Eukaryota; Metazoa; Chordata; Actinopteri; Cichliformes; Cichlidae. The record is from RefSeq and is a predicted model, not a curated record. Bases 398 to 4135 code for a protein of 1245 amino acids.